AUGUCGGACAUACAAAAUAUAAAGAUCAUAUCUACUGAGACUGUUGAAUUACCAAAAUCACAUAUCGUGUAUGUGAUACAAAUAUCAACUCCAACUAGAACAUGGACUGUUCAAAGGCGUUAUUCAGACUUCCUGGAUCUACAUACAGAAUUGAAAUCGUCAGUGGGGAAAGAACCUCCCGGGAAAUUACCUGGAAAAACUUGGAACUGGAGAGGAUUGGGUGAUGAUAAGCUAAUACGCGAAAGACGUAUAUUACUCGAACAAUACCUUUCACUCCUUUUAACAUCAAAAGACUCAUCGUUUCGAUCCUCAUAUGGAUUUAAAGAUUUCUUAUCUAUCCCUUCAGUCACUCAACAGCCCACGACAUUCACAUCUUCAUCGUGGUUAUUAGAACAUACAUCCCUUCAAGCGUUAUUACGUUCAGCCAGAUCAUCAUUAUUGAAAAGAGAUGCAUUAGCAAAUAUGGGUGAUUCAACUUCUUCAAGAUCGAGUGGAAUAGAAUCAAAACGUCUUUUAAAAGAUGCUCAAAAUCGCAUAUCAACCUUAUCUGAUUCUUUGGAUAAUUCAAAUUUAUCUUCGACUUUGGGUCAAGGUGAGAAGAAACGAAGAGAAGAAAUGAUACAAGAGUUACUCGUUGAAAAAUCCAAUUUAUCAAGAAUGGCUGAAGCUGGAGUGAAAACUACUUUCAACUCAACAUCGAACUCAAACGCAAACUCAGGCUCGAAUCCUAAUUCAGCAUUUUCGUCACAUACAUCAUCUGCUUUCGCUCCCUCUGCAAACGGAGGAGGAGGAAGUGGAGGAUCAAUCAAUUCUAUACCUGGUGGAUUCCCUCAUCAAGGUAGAGUAUUCGGUGUCAAACCUCAAGCUCCACAGGAAACUGCCGAAACUAGACCAUUGGAUGAUAGAGGAUUACUUCAAUUGCAAUCUUCCAAAAUCGAUAAUCAAGAUGAUCAAUUAAAGGAAUUAUCUCAAAUCUUACAAAGACAAAAGAAAAUGGGUGAAGAGAUACAUCAGGAAAUUGGCCAACAGAAUGAAUUACUUGAUGAUAUUGAAUCUGGCGUGGAUAAGACAGGAAGGAAAUUGGGCAAGACAAAGAGGGAACUAAAUCGAUUAGGAUGA
Messenger RNA from Kwoniella shivajii, 1119 nucleotides. RefSeq lists its product as uncharacterized. Gene Ontology annotation, cellular component: SNARE complex; membrane; endomembrane system. Gene Ontology annotation, biological process: intracellular protein transport; vesicle fusion. The transcript is spliced from 3 exons. The record is from RefSeq and is a predicted model, not a curated record. The coding region runs from base 1 to 1119 and encodes 372 amino acids. Gene Ontology annotation, molecular function: SNARE binding; SNAP receptor activity; phosphatidylinositol binding. Lineage: Eukaryota; Fungi; Basidiomycota; Tremellomycetes; Tremellales; Cryptococcaceae.